AUGUCAGGCGUAUGGGUGUUCAAGAACGGAGUGAUAAGGCUUGUGGAGAACCCUAACCAGUCAGGAGCCGACCCACACAGCAGAAGGAAAGUGAUGGUCUAUUUACCGACUGGAGAAGUGGUCUCAUCUUAUUCGAUGCUCGAGCAGAUCCUCCAGAGUCUUGGGUGGGAGAGGUACUUUGGCGACACAGAGCUCCUCCAGUUCCACAAACCCUCAUCUAUUGAUCUCAUCUCUCUCCCUAGAGAUUUCACCAGAUUCAACUCCGUUUACAUGUAUGAUAUCGUCGUCAAGAACCCUAAUUACUUCCACGUCCGAGACUCCAAUUAA
Molecule: messenger RNA, 327 nt
Organism: Eruca vesicaria subsp. sativa (arugula)
Lineage: Eukaryota; Viridiplantae; Streptophyta; Magnoliopsida; Brassicales; Brassicaceae
Source: the annotation of a GenBank genome assembly